Colletotrichum phormii is the source of this 1269-nucleotide messenger RNA. RefSeq lists its product as uncharacterized. The record is from RefSeq and is a predicted model, not a curated record. Lineage: Eukaryota; Fungi; Ascomycota; Sordariomycetes; Glomerellales; Glomerellaceae. Bases 1 to 1269 code for a protein of 422 amino acids. The transcript is spliced from 3 exons.
AUGGUAGUUGUUAGCACCAGCAGCAGUGCAGAGCCCAAAGCAACAUCACCCAUCGAACCUUGGAGAGCCGCGCUCGACGAGAUCAUUGCCAUCCAAGAAAGCUGGGGAGAUGACAAAGAAUCAGAAUAUGCUUCCAUCAUUCUCAAAAUGCUUCUCUCGUUCCCUGAAAAGGGGUACUUGGCCACUCUUGAAGCUUCACUCCGCAUAGGAGCAGAUUACUGGGCCAAGUACCUCCCUUCGAGGACGGAUCCUCUCAACAUGCCUUACAGAUUGGAAGACAAAGGCUGGCACAUGUAUCUUUAUGGGCUUUAUGAGACGAUUCUCGAACAGGCGUGGCUGUUGCGUUAUGACGACCCUCGUCAAGACUGCUUAGUGCACCUCAUGAUCGACUUGCAAAAGCUGCCCCAGGUAACUUACCUGAGCCAUGGUAGAGAGUGGAUUGCAUACCAUGAUGAUACAGCCUGGGGGGAAAGGACCGAGGAUAAAUGGAAUGCAAAGUUUGCAUCCGACCGAGCUGAACCGACCAAACCUGAGGCAAAGGAGGAUUUCAUCCUCAUUUGCGAUGAGUGGGUCAACUAUUCCUGUUUCUUGGCUCGGUUUGUUGGCUCCAAAGCACACAAUUCGAAUGAAUCUUCCACGAAAUGGCCGAGUAUUGAUGUGGAGCUCGCGCUUGAGAAGCCCCUCCCUACUGGAAAGCUCGGUGAAUGCAGACUGUUGGUGGCGUCCAAUUGGUUGAUUCACGCCGGAAAGACCAUCUACGAGGACAUGAAAAAGUCGGGCACAGAGAGGUGGGGCCUAGGCAGAUGGGGUCGCUGGACGGAAGUAAUUCGAAGUAUCCUGGAGGCUGGAGGGCAGACGGAUGAAGUGACCGCAAGACUACAAGCAGCCUGGGAUACGAUCCUCUCGUUGGACCCGAAUGCCAGUGAACUUAAGGGAAGUAGCAAGGUUAAGGAGAGCGGUGAGGUUGAGAAGAGCAGCAAGGUCAAGGAGAGCAGCGAGGUCAAGGGGGUGAAGGAGGACAGUGAGACGAAGGACGACAUCGAGAUGAAGGAGGAGAGCCAGGUUAAGGAGAGCAGCGAAGUUGAGGGGGUGAAGGAGGUGAAGGAGGGCAGUGAGGUGAAGGACAAUAGUGAGGUGAAGGAGGACAGUGAAAUGAAGGACAGUAGUGAGGUGAAGAAGGAUAGUGAGAUGAAGGACGGCAUUGUGAUGGUGGAGGGCAGCAAGGUUAAGGAGAGUAGUGAGGCAAAGUUGGGCAGUGAGGCGAGAUAG